Molecule: messenger RNA, 4653 nt
Organism: Macrosteles quadrilineatus (aster leafhopper)
Lineage: Eukaryota; Metazoa; Arthropoda; Insecta; Hemiptera; Cicadellidae
Product: CUGBP Elav-like family member 1
Exons: 19
Coding region: 320-1933 (537 amino acids)
Biological process (GO): regulation of alternative mRNA splicing, via spliceosome; mRNA splice site recognition
Cellular component (GO): cytoplasm; nucleus; ribonucleoprotein complex
Molecular function (GO): mRNA 3'-UTR binding
Source: RefSeq, a predicted model, not a curated record
UUAGUGACUCGACGCCGGUCAGAGCACCGCGACGCUCAGAUCAGCUGUUGACGCUCGACUCCACCUGUGUACCUUGUAAGGUACAGGACGGUCAGUGACGUCAUACCUCGUAGAACCAGCUGAUUGUAGUUGUGUAAUUGUAAAUCGUUAAGAUGAAAUCCACUCGGAUCAGUUGAUCUUCAGUGAUGGUCUUGUGCGGUUUUGUGUUUUGAGUGACUGUUGGACAUUGGAUACUCGAUUAGUCGGUACGGGCGUGAUUUUCGCGUCUUUUACAGAUAUUGACCGUGUGCGGAGUGCAGUGCAGUGCAGUGAGUUAGUUAUGUUGCAGAGUUUGAACACGUUGGCUGGCAAAAUAUCGCCCAACAGCCCAACCCAGGGUGGCCAACAUCCGACAACCGACAACAACGCGAACAAGCUGCACCACCUCAACAACAACACACACCCUUACAGCAAGUCGUCGCCCAACAACACUGACAAGCCGAUUUUGCGACACGCGGUUAAGGGAAGUAUGAACAUGAACAAUGACCAGCCUGACCCUGACUUCAUCAAGAUGUUCGUGGGGCAGAUCCCGCACACCAUGGACGAAAACGACCUCACGAAGAUGUUCUCAGAGUUCGGCAGAGUUCACCAGAUCAACGUCCUACGAGACAAGAUCACCGGCAGAAGUAAAGGAUGCUGUUUCGUCACGUUUUUUACGAGAAAAGCCGCCCUCGAAGCUCAAAACGCCCUCCAUAAUAUUAAAACGUUACCUGGGAUGCAUCAUCCUAUCCAGAUGAAACCAGCCGAUAGUGAAAACAGAAAUGAACGGAAGCUGUUCGUGGGGAUGCUGGCUAAGAGAUGUACGGAGUUGGACGUAAGAGGAAUGUUUGAGACGUUCGGACACAUAGAAGAGUGUACGGUGCUGAGGGACGCCAAUGGCCAGAGUAAAGGUUGUGCGUUUGUCACUUAUAUGACCAGGCAGUGUGCGCUCAACGCUAUUAAGGCCAUGCACCAUUCUAUCACCAUGGAGGGCUGCACUUCAUCUCUGGUCGUAAAAUUCGCUGACACUCCAAAGGAAAAGGACCAAAAAAGAUAUCAGCAGCUGCAGUCGGAUCUGUGGGCUGGGUUGAACGCCUUACCUUCCUACGUAACCAUGGGUCAGCCAAUAGGGACUGAUUCCCAGUCGUACAUCACUGCGUCACAGCUCCAGCUGCUGUCUCAGCUACAGAACGGCAGCCAGAACAGUCUCGGCACACAACUGCUGCUGCAGAACUCCGCCCUGCCUAACCUCUCAGCGCUGAACAGCUCAACAGCAAGCCUGGGAGAAAUCAAUCCUGCCAACCUCCAAGGCUUGGCCUCCUUAGCUAAUUUCCCUGCUAUUAACCCGAUAAACAUGCAGAAUCUGGUCACACUGGCGGCAAUCACUGCGGCAAACUCACCAACAGGGUCCAGCACAUCUAGUCUCAGUAGUCCAGCACAUUCAAGUUUAACUGGUUCAGCUACUGCAGCAGCUGCUUUGUUGGGGAAAGCCACAACACCUGCCACUGGAUCCACCACCUUGAAUGCCUUGAACUCUCCAUUAAAUGGACUCACCUCUGCAGCAUUAAGUGUGCCUGACGCCUAUUCACAUUUCACAAACAACUCCGCCAAGCACUAUCAUCAAAAGCAGCCACAGGGGCCCGACGGUGCUAAUCUGUUCAUCUACCAUCUCCCCGCCGACUUUGACGACACCAUGCUCGCUAAGACGUUUACCCCUUUUGGCAACGUCAUAUCUGCCAAAGUAUACAUCGACAAAGAGACAAAUAUGACCAAAUGUUUCGGUUUCGUCUCGUACGACAACAUUCUGAGCGCACAACUAGCCAUUCAGAACCUCAACGGGUACCACGUCGGGGGCAAGAAACUCAAAGUGGAGAUCAAGCGCAAGAAAGGACAAUCAAUCUCUAAGCCGUACUAACCACUUGUUCCUACCUGCAGAGAGUUCACCUUAUAAUUUAGUGUUUUGUUUGAUUAGUCGUUCAUUAUUAUUUUGUGGUUUAUUUUUGUCUUCACGCUAGAAGUCUUACGGGUUGGAACCCGAUUUUUGUUUUCUUCUUUAUCGUUUUCUUUUGAUUAUACCAAAUAGAUGAAGAAUCAAGUCUGAUAUAUGGUCAUGUUUAUUUAUUGCUAGUUACGUCGGUUUAGUUGUUUUAUUUUGUUACCAGUGUGUUGUUAAAGUGCCGGUCCAGUGCCACGCACCGAGUAGUGUUUUUAUCGCCUCUGUACAAACGCCCGAUCCACAGAUGCUGACUGAUCUUUUAUGGACCAAUUAGAGACAUUCGACGGAUUGGAUAGUAAAUCGUUGUUGUUGAAAAUUUUGGAAAACAGUGAUUUAUAGUUAAAUUAUGUGACUGUUUUACGUCGUGUGUUCGGACAAAUUUGUUAGUUUUGUUUUAGCCACCCCAGUGAAGUGAUUAGAUACGUCGUAGCUGUUUUAUCGUAAAAUCAAGAUUAGUAUAUCGGAACCACCUUUGGCCUUUCAUAAACGGUUUGGAGUCGUUCGUUCAUAUCAAAAUAGUCAAAUUACGAAUGUACAAAUAAAAUUUGUACGACUUAGAUGAGGCUGCGAUGUUUAGUUUUUAUGUAGUCGGUUCUAAUAUGUUUUAGAAGGUUUAGAUUUUUCUGGCAAUACUCGAAAAUUGUUUAUUAUUGAGCUUGAAUGUUGUAUUCGAUGCGUAAUAUCGCGGUUUUAAUUAUUUGAGAGUGUUUUAGUUUAUUUAAAGUUUCUUUUUGUAACAUGUGUAUGUAAUUUUUGUGUUUCAUUAGUGUUAUAAGUCAGUGGACGUUUUUUUGUUGUGUUUAUUUUUAUUGUGUCAGAAAGAUCUAAACCCUUUUGCGUAGUUAUUGAGUAGUCAUUAUGGGGAAUUUAUGCAAUUUAUUGAGUUGCAAACUUUAGUGCCAUGUAUUUGUUAUUACAUAUAUGGCUUUUCUAUAAGUUACUCAUAUUCCUUUCUGUAAAACAUAUUCCAGUUUGUAUUUUUUCUUUGCCGCAUAGUGAACAUCACUUCAAAGGAAUUGAAAGUUAAGGUUUUUGUUGUUAGAAGAGUGCGGAAAGCCUUAUUAAUUAAGACCAUGUGUUACUUUAUUAUACAUUAUUAUUUAUUAUUAUCACUAAGUGUUAUCUUUGAUGUAGCUUCAUAAGGCUCUUAUCACAAGCUAUUUCAUGGUGAACGUGGUUAUUGUAUAGCCAAUGGUUACUGUAAACUGAUCAUCAAGUUAUCCUGUUUUUUUUUUAAGGUUUUAGUACUUAAUUUUAUCCAAACAUCCUAAUUUAUAGAAAUAAUUUUAUAUGUAAACUAAUUGUCAGCUAUUUUGUUCUUCUAAGGUUUUAGUACUCCAUUUUAUCCAAACAAUCUAAUUUAUAGAAAUCUUACAUGAAAUAAUGUUAUGCUAUUGGAUAGCUUGUAUUUAAUAAUUUAUUGUUUAGCGCUUAUUGAAUUCUUUAAUUCAAAAUCAAUGUGUUUCUUAUUAAUGUCAAUGUAUAAUGUUUUCCAGUGAAUCAUAAGUUUAUAUUUUAUUUGUGACAGUAAUGUUAUUGUUUAUGUUUGUUGGAGAUUAAUUGUUUUAUUUAUGUUUCGCUGCAUUCAAAUUAAUUGAAUAAAACCACUGAAGCACUAAAAACGUUUUAAAAUUGAGUGAAACAUUUUAUAAAAACACUUUUACAACACUAAUAUACAUUCAAUUUGUUUAACUUGCAUUUUGCAUUUUAUAAUAUAAUUUUAUCUAUUGUAUGUUCGCCAGCAGUCAUUAAUUGUAAUUCAAUUUAUUUCUGAAUGCUGGGUCAGUUAAAUGAUCUGCUAUUUUUUAUUGAAUUUAAAACAUAUUAUUUUUUUCAAAAUGGUCUACUACAAAUUUACUAAAGCUUAUGUUGUAUUUGAUGUCAACAAACGUUCUUUUCAUAUAAAAAAGUCAAAGGUUGUCGAAUCGUAUCACAUUUUUCAUGUUUUUACUAUUUCAUAAAAAAUUAACAAACCAAUAAAAAAUGUUAUCCUACAUGCUACACGUUCACAUCCAAUACUUGUGCUAAAAAGCUACAAUCUAGUGUAAGAAAUAUAUAUAUUGUUUUAUGUGUUACAAUCGUUGUGUUAUUCAUCUUAAUUGUGGGCGACAAUAUUCAACCCUAAACCAAAGAUUAUGUUGAAGCUGUAACUAUGGAUCGAUUAGUUGUUGUGAAAUUUUUGUUGACCUUGUGAAAAUACAUGUUCCUACGUAACCUUUUGUCAAAAAACUCUUCAUGGUGACCUCUUUUACCGGUGUGAAUUUUUCGUUGUAAAAUUUCCAUCCCAGUUUGUAAAUCGUUACAAAAGGUUACAAUGAUCUCACUGAGCGUGUCGUAAGUCCAUAGUUGCGACCUGAAGCUUCUCAUGAGCCUUACAGUACAAUCACCCAACCACUGUAGUCGCUUAGCUUCAGUUACGAUGUCCGUGUUCGCCAGUUGCAACUUGCGUGUUAUUGUUAAUUGUACUGUAGGCUGUUUCAUUUGUACUUAACCUUAUUUUCCUUGUGUCAAAGUACUUAGAAGCGGUUCUGUUGUCAUGUUAAAGAUGAAUUACUAUUGAAUAAAAGAACUUUAUGACUUUUUCGAUACAAUGUAAAGUCUUAGAUUGAAUAAAUACAUAUUUUGGAGAGAAAAACAGA